UCGAGACCGAUUGUGCUUGAGCCGUGCAAAGCCCAUCAUCUUCUCCGGCACAUCUUGCGCCACCCUGCACCACACAAACACUUGAUCAUUUGUUCAACUCGAGAUGUAUUCCUACAAUCUCUCUUGUACGAAGUCACACAGGAGAGUUCAAAUGCACUGAAUCUUCUCACCCCAGCCUUGAGCAACCUACACGAUUCACGCAAUGUCCAAAUGUCCUUUUGUUCGGAUCUCACCAACCUGCGAGCCUACCUCACAAAUUUGAAGCAUCCUCGGCAACCAGGACAAGUCGACUCAGAACCCAAAGGUGCACACGACCAGACCUGUCCGCUUCUGAUGAUAGUAAAUCCAAUCCGGAUUCACGAACAAACACUCUCAUAUUCAGUUCAGGGCUUCAACCGGACAUUUGCUUCUAUCGUAGAUGUCGCGCAUGGUCUCGGUCACCAGCUCCUAAUGGUCGAAUGCAUAAACCCAGAAGACGAGUACGAGACUGGCGGCCAAGAAGAUGAAGCCAUGCUCAAUGGACCUCGUCCAGUCACGAACACCUGGGAUCAAGAUCUUUCCAUGCUGAAUAUUACCACAAAGACCUUUGGUGCGGGUGAGCGAGCUUGGGUUGGAAGAACUUUGAGGAUCAGGCAGGUCGCUGGGCGAUGGUUCAAGUUUCGGAAGCUAGAGGAC
Molecule: messenger RNA, 675 nt
Organism: Aureobasidium namibiae CBS 147.97
Lineage: Eukaryota; Fungi; Ascomycota; Dothideomycetes; Dothideales; Saccotheciaceae
Exons: 1
Source: RefSeq, a predicted model, not a curated record